Messenger RNA from Pseudovirgaria hyperparasitica, 1419 nucleotides. RefSeq lists its product as uncharacterized. The transcript is spliced from 2 exons. NCBI's taxonomy places the organism in Eukaryota, Fungi, Ascomycota, Dothideomycetes, Acrospermales, Acrospermaceae. Bases 1 to 1419 code for a protein of 472 amino acids. The record is from RefSeq and is a predicted model, not a curated record.
AUGGGAGACCGCACUGCCUCUCCUCCUCUCGAGAUGCGUCGCAGCACCUCCACUCCGUUUCUACGAGAACAGCGCCAAACGACUCGUGCUGCCACCUUCGCUGAGGGCGUGCGUCCCACCCAACCUCCAGGUCUUACUCGGCGUCGCAGCUCCCUCUUCUCGUCCUCUUCCUUCGACGAUGCUCGUCAUUCCAUAAAGUCUUCCACCGAUGAUCUUCUGAGUCCUGGCGCCCUCGAGAAAUUGACGUCUGAAGACACCUCGCAUUGGCACUCGGUGCCUCUGGUGUUUGCCAUUCUUCCAGCCGUCGGAGGUCUGCUGUUCAACAAUGGCAGCUCAGUUGUCACAGAUAUACUGCUACUUGGCUUGAGCACCAUGUUCCUGAACUGGUGCGUGCGCACUCCAUGGGACUGGUACAACUCAGCACAGCAUGUGCUCAUAAUAUCCAAGCAAAUUGAUGAUGAGCCUUCUGAAACAAUUUUUGAAGAGGAUAGUGACGCCGAAGAAAAUACUGGUCAAGACCAGAAGCCAUCGGACAGUAUUCUUACUCCCGCUGCGGAGCCUAUUGGUCAACAGAAACAGAAACAGCGGCAGACAGAUGAGCAGAAAUAUGCGAGUGCUGAGUUGCGGAGAAACGAAUUGUUGUCUCUCGCAGCUUGCUUUGCUGGCCCAGUAUUAGGCGCCUACCUUUUGCAUUACAUUCGCUCAUACCUGACACGCCCAUCCGAGGGUUUGGUCUCGAACUACAAUCUGACAAUCUUUGUACUAGCUGCAGAACUGCGGCCGGUAUCGCAUCUGAUUAGACUACAGCGUGCUCGUAUCAUGCAUCUCCAGCGCAUCGUGCAACGCGAGCCUUCCCCACCUGAGGCGGUUGACAGCCAAGCAGUGCAGGAUAUCUUGAUGCGAGUAGAAGCAAUCGAGUCUCGUGCUGCGGAACAGGAAACCCGUGACGGGACUGAUCUUUCUCAGAAGGAUACUCGGGUCACGGAGAUAAGUGCGUCAGUCCGCCAAACCGUGCAACCGCAGCUGGAUGCCUUAAAUCGCGCUGUUCGCAGAUAUGAGAAGAGAUACACGACUCAGACCAUACAAAAUGAAGCGCGUCUCCAUGACCUCGAGGUCCGACUCAAAGAUGCGCUAUCUCUGGCAGCCGCUGCUGCUCGAACCGGGCAGAAGCCGGGUGUCAUCGCGAAGCUUCUGCAAUGGAUCAGUAGCUGCUGCUCUUUUUGGAUGAAUGGUAUUUUCAGCAUCAUCAUAUACCCAUUUCAAGUAUUCAUGGAUCUAGUCGGUGGCAUAAAGCACUGGAUAGCACCGACUGGUAGGUCUGAAGUUUCGAGGAAGCGCCCUCUCAAUAAAGGGAGCGCCGGCCGGCAUGUGUCACCUGGCACGGGUCGCUUACAUGCAUCUCGUGGGCGGCCACGAUGA